AUGGAUACUGUGAUUCAACUUAGUCCUACACCAAGAUCUCGCACAAAAAAAACCCCCUCAGAACGACUCUCAGAUUUGAAACGCAGGCUUUCCAUACUUCCCGAACCAUACGACACUGGGAAUGGUUGGUCAAAGUACGAUAAAGAAAUUCAAGAUCAAGACAACCAAUAUUUAAGUCCCAACUGUGUCAUCGUCAAAACAGAAAUUCUGGUAUCAACUCAACAAAUAUCUAAUAGCGAAGAUAUAUCUAAUGUCGAACUAUCAACAGAAGGGGCCGUAACAACGGUUGUGCCUGAACAUGAUGUGUCAUCCGCUAUCAGCAAUAAACGUAAUUCAACAAUUAUAAGUACUGAAGAAAAUAAAUCUUAUAAAAGGAGGAGUAAAUUGGAAUUUUUUAAACAAGACUAUAAACGUAAUUCGACAAUUCUAAAUACUGAAGAGCAUGACUCUUAUAAAAGAAAGAGUAAAUUGGACUUUUUUAAACAAAACUUAUCGUUAACAAAAUUUCAAUCAGCAAUAAAACAGUUUGUUGAUAAUGUUGGCAACCAAAGUCGAAGAUAUAGCAAGACAUUCAGUAAAACUAAAAAAGAAAAUCCAUGUGAAUAA
Molecule: messenger RNA, 606 nt
Organism: Dentiscutata heterogama
Lineage: Eukaryota; Fungi; Glomeromycota; Glomeromycetes; Diversisporales; Gigasporaceae
Source: the annotation of a GenBank genome assembly